AUGGACCCUCAGCAGCGGAAGUUGCUCGAAGUGAUGUACGAAGCUUUCGAAAGCGCUGGGGUACCUUUUGAGAAGGUAUCCGGGGCCAAUAUCGGUACCUAUGUCGGAAGUUUUGCCAUGGAUUUCUGGACAAUGCAGGCCCGGGAUUCCGAGUAUUUCCAUAGACUCAGCGCAACCGGAAUGGGAACGACCAUUCUCGCCAAUCGCAUCAGCCGUCUCGGACGAUAA
Molecule: messenger RNA, 228 nt
Organism: Aspergillus brunneoviolaceus CBS 621.78
Lineage: Eukaryota; Fungi; Ascomycota; Eurotiomycetes; Eurotiales; Aspergillaceae
Product: polyketide synthase
Exons: 1
Coding region: 1-228 (75 amino acids)
Biological process (GO): fatty acid biosynthetic process; secondary metabolite biosynthetic process
Molecular function (GO): fatty acid synthase activity
Source: RefSeq, a predicted model, not a curated record